AUGUGGACGGCGCUACAACUUCAUUCACCAACAUCUUGGCCUCCUAACACCGUCACCACCACCGCCGGAACGCCUCAACGACGACAACAACUUCAUCCACCAAAAUCCUGUCCUCCUAACACCAUCUCCACCACCGCCGGAACGCCUCAACGACGUCACCCCACGCUCUCCGUGGGAAAACCGGGCAGCGGCCGAACUUUUUCACGCGCAGUUAUCGUCAAAGCCCUAAAGUCCGACGAGCCGAAGCUGCUUGUAAAGGCCCCCAAAUCGGAUGCGAUGACGAUACCGAGCGGCGCGGACGUACUGAGAGCACUGGAGAUGGCCGCGGCUGAAAGAGCUAAGAGAAAGAAGGAGAAGAAGAGGGAAGCAGGGGUCAUUUCGAGAAAAAAAGAAAAUCAAGGGACUCCUCGCAAUUUAGAUGCCGUCAGGCCUCUCUCUGUGAAAUCCGAAUGGGACGAUCGAUUGGAGGAAUUAGAAAGGAGGCUCGAACAGCUUGCGAGUGGGUAA
Striga hermonthica is the source of this 507-nucleotide messenger RNA. The record is from the annotation of a GenBank genome assembly. Lineage: Eukaryota; Viridiplantae; Streptophyta; Magnoliopsida; Lamiales; Orobanchaceae.